AUGGAAGGCCGAACGCUAAGCUCGGGUGGUACCAAUCCCGAAGUCUGCAUCACUGACACAGAAGACGAAAACGCUCUUCUUCCCCCUUCUGGGCCUAUCACCAGAUCAAAAAAGAAACCUUCACCUACAGCUUUACAAAAUAAAACCGAAUUAGAGUUAUCAAUUCUUCUUAAAUUCAUUAAACCAUUCGAUGGUUCCAGAAAUAAAUUAAAUUCAUUCCUAUCAAACUGCAAUAAUGCUUACAAAUUGGCAUCAGAAAAUCAAAAGGAAAUUUUAUUUAAAUUCAUCUUAUGUCAAUUAGAGGGAAAAGCAGAAACAGCAUGUUCCAUAAAAUAA
Messenger RNA from Pieris macdunnoughi, 336 nucleotides. The record is from the annotation of a GenBank genome assembly. Lineage: Eukaryota; Metazoa; Arthropoda; Insecta; Lepidoptera; Pieridae.